Messenger RNA from Cyprinodon variegatus (sheepshead minnow), 2131 nucleotides. It is a transcript of the gene oclnb, whose product is annotated as occludin. Gene Ontology annotation, cellular component: cytoplasmic vesicle; bicellular tight junction; apical plasma membrane. Lineage: Eukaryota; Metazoa; Chordata; Actinopteri; Cyprinodontiformes; Cyprinodontidae. The record is from RefSeq and is a predicted model, not a curated record. Gene Ontology annotation, biological process: bicellular tight junction assembly. The transcript has 9 exons. The coding region runs from base 167 to 1624 and encodes 485 amino acids.
UCCUGGGUCCCUGCGCGCGGGGCGUGGAUGGAUGCGGGCGCGCGCUUGUUUGCAUCGCUCCUCUUUAACGCCGCCGCCGAGUUCAGGAGCAGCAGCAUCACAAGGUCAGGAGGUCUGCUUCCAUUUUUUUUUUCCUUAGAGGUUAGAGAGCCAGCAUCACUCCAGGAUGCCAAGCCACAGACACAGCCACCCUCUGUACCCGCCCAGUGGGAGCAGGAGCAAACACCGGCACAGCGAAUUCAUGUCCAAUCCGGCCUUCUCCAACUAUCAGGGAGACAAGAUGCUUCACUUCUAUCGCUGGACUUCCCCACCAGGUGUAAUGAAGAUACUUUGCAUCAUCAUCAUCAUCCUGUGUGUGGCCAUCUUUGCCUGUGUGGCCUCCACCCUGGCUUGGGACUACGACAUGGGCAUCAUGGGAGGUGGAACCGGCAUGAUCCCGGGUAUAGGCGGAGGGAGCUACGGUUACGGUGGCGGAUCCAGUGGCGCCUUCGGUGGCGCCAGCUACAGCGGUGGUUACGGCAACUCCUACGCCGGUUCUGGUCUGGGCGGCUCUGGCUCAGGCUACGGCUAUGGUUACGGUGGAACACAAAUCGAUCCCAAGUCUGGCAAAGGUUUCAUCAUCGCCAUCGCUGCCAUUACCUUCAUAGCCAUGUUGAUCAUAUUUAUUCUGGUGAUCUCAAGGCAAAACGCCUCGCGUUCCUCAAAGUUCUACUUGGCCUCCAUCAUCAUAUGUGCCAUUUUAGCCUUUCUGAUGCUCAUUUCCACCAUCGUCUACCUGGUGUCUGUGAACCCAACAGCACAGUCCUCAGGAUCUUUGAUGUACAACCAGGUGCUCCAGUUAUGUGCACAAUACCAGACGCAAACCCAGGCCCAGGGCAUCUUCAUCAACCAGUACCUUUACCAUUACUGCGUGGUGGAGCCCCAAGAGGCCAUAGCGAUUGUCUUGGGCUUCCUGGUGGUUGUUGGCCUCAUCAUCGUACUGGUGUUUGCUGUCAAGACUCGCAAACUGAUCCAGCGAUGGGGCGAGGACCGGAUUCUCUGGGAGGAGGUGAAGGUUCUGAACCCCGGGCUCAGGAACAGUGUGGGGGAGUGGGUGACGAAUGUGUCGGGUCAUCCGGAGGUGUUGGAUAAUGACCCGAAUGACAGAGUCGGGGGUUCAAGAGAUUAUCUGGACAAACUUGAGUACAACAAGCCGCUCUACCUACCAGGAGACUCCGACAUAAGCAGCUACGUGGGAGGCCCCAAGCCCAAGAUGGAGUAUGAUGCUGGCUUUGAGUCUGGGGAUGAUUUGGAGGAAGAGGAUUUCAGUGUUCUGUUUCCAGCCAUUAUGGAUGAACACGAGCGUCUAAGCUACAAAAAGGAGUUUGACCGGGACCAUGUUGAGUACAAGGGCCUCCAAGCUGAGCUGGAAGGCAUAAACCAGGAUCUGGCCGACCUGCAAGGAGACCUGGACAGACACCCCGAGGGGAGCCCCAAGUACCUGGAUGCCCUGAAUGAAUACACACAACUUAAAAACUUCAAGAAGUCCCCAGAUUACCAGGUGAAGAAGAGGAGGUGUAAAUAUCUGAAAUCCAAACUGUCGCACAUCAAGACCAAGAUCAGUGAAUACGACCGCCGCCCUUAAACCUUCUACGGAUUUGUUUUUAUUUUAUUAAUACUUGUAUAAAGGAUUCCUUAUCCAGGUCAGACGCUGUUGGUCCCGACCAGGGGGGCUAAACGGUGGAUAGUUUUGUAUUUUUGCAUGAAGACUUUGUUUCUAAAUGAAAUUGCUGUGUAUACAUUUUUUUUGUAUUUAGCUUUUAAUCUGAAUUAACACAUUGAAAUAUUUUAUUGAUUGUAAUUAAAUCUUCCUCCUUGUAUCCUAUGUUAAAAGCAGGCCUCACUGUUUGCUGUAUGACGCAAACCUUUGGGGCUUGAGCCUGUUUGUUUUCAUUCAGUAUCGUGUCGUCUUUAGUUUUGAAGACGAGACGGAUUCUUUUGAUUUUUCUUUUUUUACAGUAUUUUCUUUAGAUGGUGAAGCAGAAACCUUUUGAAACAACAAGGACUUAAGUGAAACAUGGUUAAUAAUGAGUUAUCUCUGUGCUAUCCAAUGUUUUUCCUCCUGUAAUAAAUGUAAUUAAACACCAAGACC